UUAUGGUCGAACGAUUCGAUCAGGAAGACCAUUCCACGUAGGUCUAGUACUUAGAAGUCGACUGGGAUUUGAAUGGUGAAAGAUCAGCCCAAAAUUAAGGUCUGAGAAAACUCCCUCUCCAUCGGCACAACGUGGCUCGCAAGUAGACGCAUAAGAAUCCUUGAUUUGUACGAAGAACUUCGAGAUGGAGAAAAUUUGCUCCAGUUGCUGGAAGUUCUUUGUGGUGUUCAGUUGCCUCGAGAAAGAGGGCAGUUAAGAUUUCAUAUGUUACAAAAUGUUCAGACUGCUUUGGAAUUUCUUGAGAGCAGAAAUAUAAAGUUGGUGAACAUUCGCAGUGAUGAUAUAGUUGAUGGUAAUACAAAGCUAACCCUAGGAUUGGUUUGGAUAAUCAUUCUUCAUUUCCAGGCCAGAUCUAGUGGAUUUUUCCAAGUUAAAUAAGACCUCUCCCGAGGCUAACGUUGAGUAUGCAUUCCAUGUCGCCGAGAAAGAGCUUCAUCUUCCCCGUUUGCUCGAUGUCGAAGACUUGGUAUCAUCUGAACAUCCUGAUGAGAAGUCCAUUCUGACGUACGUUGCUUCGUUGUACGAAGUGUUCCCCAAAACGCCGUCAGUCCAGGAAUCUCUGCACGAUAGUGAAAAGCAGCUGAAGUACGAAGAAUAUUGCAGCUACGCUAAGAUGUUGACUGACCAGAUUAUCCAAGUUACCAUCCGACUAGAAAGACAGCAAAUCCCCAGAACAAUACAUGGUAUUAAGGAACUGAUAUUGGAUUUCAAUCGUUAUCGCAUCACUGAAUACCCUGACAUGGUCACGCUACGACACUCUGUUAAAAUGCUUCACAAAGAUCUUCAGGCACUUUAUGGUCCAAUGACAACAUGGCUCGACUUCCCCAAAGAUUGUAGCCCUCGAGAACUCGCAGUGCUUUGGACAAAACUAGUCGAAAUACAAGAUAGCUACAACAAGUCUUUGAGAAUUGAACUUACAAGGUUGGAACAAAUGUCUCAAGUAGCCGAAAAAAUUCAUAAAGAGGCGAUGUUGGUCGACGCUUCGCUCGAUGACAUCGAGGAUCGAAUCAAGGCGGAAGAAAAAAAUCGUGACAAAAUCGAUGUUGCUACACGACGAAAACACUUCAUGAACAUUGAAAAAUCCUUGAUGAUGUUCGAGAGUAGCAUCAAGCACAUGAUAUCAGGUUCGGAGCUGCUUGUCACUGGUCAUUAUUCAAGGGCUACUGAACUGAAAAACAGAGUACAGAACAUCAAUAUUCGUUGGAAAAACAUCAAGAUUCAGUUAGAACGACUGGCAUCUGAGAUGAGCUACUAUGACACAGUAUCCACUUCAGAAGCAAAGAAAAUGAAGCUUGAACGUCCCAUCGAACCAGACGUAGCAGAUGCCGCUGAGGCAGGUCCAUCCCCCAUGGACGAAGACAUAUUGAGGUCCACUAAAAUCAUUAAAAUCACUAAAAGAACGUACAAGACGGCGUCUGGAGAACCUAUUGAAUCAAGUACUACGGUGUCUAGGGUGACGUCUGACGAGAACAUCCCUCAAGAACGAAUAAGUCGAACGUUCGUGACGUCAUCCGAGUCUCUCCCCUCCUCCAUGUCAUGGGACUCUGGCAUAUCUCCUGGCGCCUCCCCCCAAAGGCGCAAGGCAAUACGCUUACAGUUUGGACUGGAGAAAGGAGAACCUGGCAGCGAGGCUGACAUUCUAGAUGCCAUGUUACUAUGGGUCAGAGAGAGAAAGAACUCGAUGGAAAAGGCUGGUUAUGGCUUGGAUUUGCCUUCAUCUGAAAAAUGUCUUCAGGAACACUACGGACAGCAUGAUAUGAUUAUUGCUUUUGAUGAGGAGUUGGCACGAGUCAAGAAAUUCCAGGAUGAGGACAUAACAUUGAAGCCAAAGAUUAUCCAACUGAACGAAGAAUAUGUCGUACUUGUGGCGUUGUCCGUCGAUCGGCUAAAGAAUCUGAAGAGUUUAGUGGAAUUCAUGAGUGAAGCAACGAAAGAACUGAUCUGGUUAAACCAGCGAGAAGAGCCUGAGGUGUCACGUGAUUGGGCCCGACCUGACCUCGACCUUGCUGACCUUAAACUUUAUGGAGAGGAACUAUCGUACGAGAUUCGCGAACACGAACCGCAAUUGAACGAUAUCGUUAAAACUGGAGAAUCCAUGAUCAAGUCUAAACAUCCUGCCCCUGGACCCAUAGAGGCUUACUUAAGCGCCAUGAAGAACCAAUGGUGGUGGAUAAAGCAGUUGACCAUAGCAUUCAAGGAACACUUUACACAUGCUCAGACAUACCAUCAGUUUUUUGGAGACGCAAGUAUAGCUGAACAGAAAAUGGUUCGUCUAAUUGAUGAUCUUAAUAAUGUGUACGAUGUUCAAGUCAUACCAGACCGGGCCACGGCGGAAGAACGCCUUGCAAAACUAUCGGAAAUGAAGCAAGAAUUAGUAGAUUAUAAAGACACAAUAAGCUCUCUACAACUGCURAGCAGACAAGUUGUUCCUCUGCCCAAAAGAAAAGCAAAGUUAAAAGAAAAAACACCUGUGAAGUCAGCCUGUGGAUACAAGAAUUUACAGAACGUGACCGAAAAAGGAGAGGAAUGUUUGCUGUUAGACAACUCUGAACAUCAUGCAUGGAAGGUCAACACAACUACAGGCCAAAAAAGUGAGAUUCCUUCUGUAUGUUUUGUGAUACCUGCACCAGAUCUAGAAGCAGCUGACUUUGCAACAAGGCUAGAGAUUCAAUACAAGCACUUAUUAACGUUAUGGCGAACAAGACACUGGAACCUCAAGCAAGCACUGAGCAAAGAACAAGUGUUUAGUAAAGUUAAGGUUAUCAAGACAGCUGCUCCACAACAGGCCAAUCUUCCCCAGUUGGCUCUAGCUGGUAGCAAAGAUGUCGAACAGUUACUAAAAGAUAUGCAAGACUCAGGUGACCAAGAGGUUAUAGGUAUCACAGAACAGCUCGUAAGUCAGCAUCCAGAGAUGGCUUUUGACGAUGAUGAUACAGAYGCUACUAGAACACAAGUACGAUCAUACGAAACACCUAAACUACAAAUUCUUGAUCAGGAAAGUGCCCAAAGCACUCUAAAGGACCUGUUAACGUGGUUAAAAAAAGUACAGACGCACGUUGACCAAAAGUCUUCGGGGACUCUAAACCUUGAAAAUAUUGAUGCAGAUCUUGAUGAUAUUAAGAAUAUUCAAGAGGAGAAGAGGAAAAUAAGACGUCCUCAGUACGACGCCUUGAUGAAUUUGUUGACUCGCAAAGUAGAUCCCCAACUACAACGAAAGCUCGAUGAAACAACAAUAAUGUGGAAAAAUGUCACACGGUCAACUGAAGAAUGGGAAAAGAUGCUCGAAUUCAUGCAACACGUAGCAUCGAUCGUCAAAGAUUUAGAAGACUGGCUUCACCGUGUUGAAGUUAUUCUGAUCCAACAACCUGGAUUAACCGCUGACCCUAGAGAACAACAACAGCAACUCCAUCAGCUCGAUGAUAUUUAUGAUAAAGAGAUGAGACCUCGGCACAUCAAAGUAGAAGACGUUCGUUUAGCUCUCCCCAAGCUAAGUGAACGCGACCGAGCACGAACCGAGGACGUUCUGGAGAGAUGGGAUGCUGUGAACCAUCAAAUUCAAGAUAGAAUGUCCAARUACACCAAAACCCUAGAAAAACUACACACUUACCAUACCGCGCUGAAUUCAGAGGAAAAUUGGUUGACUCAUGCUGAGAAGAGURUUAGAGAUUUGAGGUUACCAGAACAUAAACCCGAGGAGCAAGUAGUUGAGGGGAUAGAAACGAGAAUGGAGGAAUUGACGAAUUUGUACACUGAAGUCUGCUCUCAUGAAAUCCCGAUUCAGAACCUAGCUUCUAGAUCAAGUGAAUAUGCAUCAGAUUCCAUGGAUUACGAGGAAAAACUAGAAAAAUACCGACGUAGUCUUCAUCACCUCCCAGAAUCUCGCGAAAAAGAGAACCCCGCUCUUGCGACUACUCAACGAAGCCGCGACGAAAUGCAAGCGACGGCAUCCGAAACUCGAGAUCGUUACGAAAAGCUCCGAAUCCAGGUUCAAACCGUAAUGGAAAAAGUCGUAUUAGUUCUAAAGCGACAUGGAGUAGAGCACAAAGAAGUCGAAGAAGCUUGUGUAGAAUGGUGUUCAUCGAUACAAAAACUCUUGGACUGGGUUAAUGAAAUUGAAAAAACCGUGGCGGAACAGACAGGAACCCCGGCUGACGUGAAACAACUGGAGGAACAAAUAGAGCAACAACAGAAGUUAACUAAAGCCAUCUAUGAACGUAAACAGCCCUUGGAGAGCGCACUUCAGCAAGGCGAGCAGUUCUUGACUAGCUCAGGACAACAGCUUCAUCCUUCCAAGAAAAGUGAUUUGGAUUCGAAGAUGACGAGUCUAGAAGCGCGAUGGAGAAGACUUCAAAGUGAGCUCGAUAAUCGUUACAUGAGACUGGUGCUUAUUCACGAAAAAUUGACGAAAUUCGAGGAGCUGCUCCACCCAUUUUUGGCAUGGUUAAAGCGUGCAGAGGAACAAAGUGCUGAUAUACUYCACAACGUAAAUGACGCGCAGUCUGCCCARCAAAGAUUAUUGAUACACAAGCAUUUUGUGGAUGACGUUAAAGACCAUGAACGAGACUUGAAAGCUGUCAAUCAAAGCGGUGAAGAUUUCUUACAUGAAGCCAAGGUUUUCCAUGGCGAACUCCAAAGGUCAGUCUCGGCCCUAGGCGACGACCAGUCCAAAGCUGCUCUGGGAGAUCCGGACGAGAAAUCCUGGGUACUAGAAAACAAACUAUCUGACAUCAACGAACGGUACAAUCGAUUAUUGYUGCUCCUCACGCAGCGCGGAACGUUACUCGAUCGAUCGUGGCAGCAGUUGAAGGAAUACGAUGCGAAAGCCAAUCAGAUGCUACCAUGGCUGAAUUCUGCCGAGGAACAUUUAGCUAAGAAGAUGGCGCAGCCAAUAGGAAACGAGCCUGCAAAAAUACGAAGAGAAAUUGAUGAAUUAAAGGCAUUCCAAGCAGAGGUUACCUCACACCAACCUGAGGUUAUUGAAGUCGAUGUCCUGAGCCACAGUAUCGAAGGCGUGGCACGAGCACCAACCUUUGAAAGRGGCAAGCCAAUAAGACAAAGAUAUAACGAACUUUGUACAAACAUUGCUUUCUACGAGACCAAACUUCAAACUGCGCUCACCUCGUCGCAGAAUUUCAAAGACGGCCUUGACGCUGCCAUUAAGGCUUUACAAGACUUGAAGAAACAAAUCGAUAAACUUCCGGAGGUGGCACGAAGUCUGAACGAACUCAGGCACGAAGCUCAACAGUUUAAGGAUAUUCAAAAYGAGCUCAAUCGACUCGGAACGUCAGUAGAGGCACUAAACGARAUGUACGCACUCCAGAAAAAGAAACACAAAGAAUCGAAAUUUAAACAAAUGAAUAAAUUAUGGGAAGAAGUGAAUGGGAAAGCAGAAAAACGACGAGGAGAGAUGAAGAGCGUCUUUAUCAUGAUUGCUAAGGACUUCGAGCGGUGGGAAAUGUCCAUGAUCAAAAGACUUGACGAUGGUGAACUCGUUACUUCAGAUAUCUUGGUCUUUGAGGAAAAAUUACAGUAUUUCCAGAAUGAGGUAGAACACAUGCGCCCCGCCCUCCAAGGUGUCAAUCAAGGCGGACACGAGCUGAUAAACCUCGAACGAACCAAGCAGUCAGUUAUUCUGGAGACUCUGGACCGCGUCAACAAAGACUGGCAAACACUAUGUCUUAAACUCAUUAACACGAGUGCCAAGUUCGACGAGCUCCAAGAACAGUGUCAGAGGUUCCAUACCGUCCUGAAGACCAUCACCUUAUGGCUUGACGUCACGGAAGAGACGUUGGUAACCAUGGCACCUGUGGGAGUCGACCCUGAUGUGUUGGGAAAACAAAUCAAUGAUGACAAGGCCCUCCAAGAAGAAGCUGUACAGUACAAAGCUCGUCUAGAUCUCUUAGUAGGUCUUGGCAAAGUUAUCAUUGAUAUUACCACCAAAGSUGAACAACAGCCACARCAAAGCCAGUCACCAAUGCAGCAAGACUUAGAGUCUGCACAAACCCGAUACGAUGAUAUCUGGAAGGGUAUGGAGGCGCGGAGGAUUAUUUUAGAAACGACACUGCUACAGAUCGAGAGGUACAGACGCAUGGUGAGGAACAUCACUAUCUUCUUACACAAUGUUGAGAAGAAGAUGGAGAAGUUGGAGCCUGUCAGUGCUGAUGUUGAUACCUUACGAGACCAGAUCACGGAACACAAGAAACUUCAGAAAGAAGUUGCGCAAGCUCAGACAGACAUGGACGCGCUGUUAAAAGCAGGCAAUGAGYUGAUUGAAAACCGAGAGAACGCACCAGGAUCAAAAGAUGUACAAGAAGAGAUGGACAUGCUGAAAUACCGACUCGAUCACGUUACGAACGCAGGCAACGAACGCCAGAAGGUGUUGGAGAGCAAUUGGAAUAAUGUGAAGCACUUUAACGAGAGUGUUAGCAGUCUUAACGUCCAGCUGMAGCGGAAGUUAAAUGAUAUUGAUGUUCUAAUGAGACSUGGUGCCGACCCGAAGGACGUAUACAAUGACCUUAAGUCGUUGGAAUCUGACAUGGAUCAGCUCAGCAAAGAGAUGACCACGAUGAAGGAGUCCGCUGACGAAAUUGUAACGCAUCUUCACAAAACACACCAGGACACGAAGCCAAUCGACAGUAAGGUAGAAGAAAUAGGUGACCAAUGGAGACAGCUACAGGCGAAACUAAAGGAACUUAGUGCUUUCGUUGGUAGAGGAAAAGUAGAUGAAUUCCCUCAGGCCGGUGAGGAGGCUGAAAAACCAGUCGAAACAAAACCACAAGAACAGCAACCUUUUAAGGUCACCCCAGUUAAAAUAAGCAAGUUAGAAGGAUUUGAAGUUUCGUUGUCUCCGAAAGAAGAAUUACCCCCUGAUACUGAAUAUGAAGAGUAUAUUGACGAUCAGGGACGCAAAGUUAGGCGAAUUGUCAAACGAACUGUUGUGACAAAGAAAUAUGUAUUACCACAGGAAGAGUACCCUAUUGAAGAACCUACCGAGCUUUCGGAGGGUGCAGUGGGAGGCCCAGCUGAAAAAGAGGGAGAGAUUGAAGAGUAUGUUGAUGAGAAAGGAAACGUCGUCAAGCGAAUAGUGAAGAGAACAACAAUCACAAAGCGAUAUAUCAUUGACAAAUAUGGACGUCGUGUUGAGGUUUCAGAGCCUGAAAUGCCUGAAUCUACAAMUUUUGAAGCUCCACAAUUCAGUGUUACGCCCGUUUCGAAAUAUCAACUUGGUAGCUUUGAGAUCCCCCCUCCAGCGAAAGUAGAAGGUAUGGAAAUAYCCCCAGAUUCCGAAGUAGAAGAAUACGUGGAUGAGAAUGGCAAAAAUGUAAGAAGGAUCGUUAAGAAGACUGUUGUAACAAAUCAAUUUGUGCUCGACAAACGGGGCAAACCUGUUGACGUUCAGGAAUCAGAACCCGAGGCUCCAAGUCCAUUCAGUAUUGAAACGGUAAAGAAAAGUCAACUUGAUAGUUUUAAUGUUCCAAUUGAACCGAAAGAAAUGGAAAAUGUACAACCCCAGGAAGAAUAUGAAGAGUAUGUGGAUGAUGAAGGAAGGGUAGUCAGGAGAGUUACCAAGAGAAUAGUUACCACAACAACGAGAACUGUAACCCAACAUGGAGUUCUAGCUGAAGGAACAGAUGAACAACCGGUCGAAAAGAAGCCACAAUUUGACGAACCAAAACCAACAGCACCACCGGAGCAUCCAGAUAAGGGCAAGCCAAUAUUUGAGUCUGCUCAACCAGUGUACCUCGAGUUCGUUCCUGAGGACAAAGGUGUUAUGCAGCCAAAGGAAGAAGAAGCACCAUUGGUAGAGGAAUUAAAACCUCUAGAGGAAGUGCCCGAAAAAACAGAGCUAAAACCAGAUGAGUUAAUCGAGGAAUAUGUUGAUGAAGAUGGUACACGUGUCAAGAGAAUAGUGAAGCGAUAUAUCAACACCACAACUACUAGAAUCGUGUACAGGAAUGGUGUGCCAAUCGUUCUACAACCAGGUGAAGAGCCAGAACCUACUGAUGUGGAAUUCGAACCAGGAGAAGUAAAACCCCUUGAGCAAGUGCAAUUACAACCAGGCGAAGAAAUUGAAGAAUAUGUUGAUGAAAAUGGUACACGUGUUAAGAGAAUUGUGAAGCGACAUAUCACCCCCACAACUACUAGAAUCGUGUACAGGAAUGGUGUGCCAAUUGUUCUUCAACCAGGCGAAGAACCAGAACCUACUGACRUGGAAGUCAAACCAGAGGAAGAAAAACAAGCAGAAGCAGCCGGAACAGAUGAACAACCCGUCGAAAAGAAGCCACGAUUCGAUGAACCAAAAUCAAAAGCACCACCAGAACAACCAGAUAAGGGCAAGUCAAUAUUUGAAUCUGCUGAACCAGUUUAUCUCGAGCCUGAGGACAAAGAUGUUCUGCAGUCAAAGGAAGAACAAGCACCUUUGGAAGAGGGAUUACAACCCGAUGAGGUAAUCGAGGAAUAUGUUGAUGAAGAUGGUACACGUGUUAAGAGAAUCGUGAAGCGAUAUGUUACCACCACAACUACUAGAAUCGUGUACAGGAAUGGUGUGCCAAUUGUUCUACAACCAGACGAAGAACCAGAACCUACUGAUGUGGAAGUCAAACCUACUGAUGURGAAGUCAAACCAGAGGAAGAGAAACCUGAACCUGAUAUGGAAGUCGAUGAACCAGAAGAGGAAUCUAAUCUCGUACCUAUGGUUUUGGAAAGAGGCGUAGAUUUGCCGGAUUGGCUUGAGGCAAGAAGAGAAGAUCCUCGUCCAAAACCAACGGACGUUUCAAUAGAAGAUGAGGUGUUGUACCCAAGCACUCCUGAAAGGAGAGAGUUCGAAGGCCCUGUCGUCAUGGAAGAAGUAAUACCUCAGAACCUUGAACACAAGCCAAGCGUCAUACUUUUUGAAGAUCACGCUAGUCAACCAUCUUUUACUGACCGUAAAAGACCAGAAGCUCCCGAGGAUAUCAUUAUUGAUUUCCCAGAAAUACCAACAAAGAAGAAGACUUACAUAGGAAUUUUGGCUACCGAGGAAGCUAUCGGUAGCGUUGAUGUAAAAAGGGACGUUAUUACGGAAUUUACUGUUUUAGAUGAACUUGAAUCACGACCUGAGGCAACUAAAGUACCAGAACCAGCUGCAGCUGCUGCCUCUCAAAUUCCAGAAGCCGUUGAAGAGCUUUCUCCACAUAAGAAAGAGGAGGAAGAAGUUAAGAAGGCAGUACAGAUAAAACCAUCGCCAAAAGAAGAAGUGGCGCCAACACCUGAAGACGAGUAUAUCACAAUUGAAGAGAGGGAAGUUAUUUUGGUUGUAAACAUAAAAAGAAAGAAAAAACUCCCGAAAAACUUUAUUCCGUACGAACAGGAGCAAGUCUCGAUUUUGCCAGAUGAAAUUUUGUUUCCAGAAGACAUAAAACCGAAACAGCCAAAAAUUAUGCCUAGUACUUCUCGUGUGGUUGAAACUGUAGAUCCAGAGACGAUUCAUAGAAGUCCCUGGAAUCCGAGUUUCGAUGAUGAAGAGAAAACACCAAAGCCUGCUUUACCGUCCUUUGACGUUGGUAUUUUUAAUCCUGCAUUCGAUGACAUGGAGGAUCUAGGACCAGAGCAAAAAGGUGCCCAACCUCAAGAUGUAAUAGAAGGCGUAGAAAUGCCUGAUGAUUCAAUAAGGGCCGUAACAGAAACACAGGAACCAGAAAUGGCAGUAUCCGAAACACCAAAAGGGGAGGAUGAAACAAUCGAGGAAUAUGUUGAUGAUCAAGGCCGAACUGUUCGACGAAUUGUCAAACAAACAAUAACGACUAGGACAAUUACAACAUCAAAGAGACCAGAGGAUACUAAAGACACAGUUGAAGUAAUACCUGAAGAAGUUGUGGAAACUCCAGGAGAGGAGGAGGGGGAAGUUGAAGAAUAUAUUGAUGACCAAGGCCGAACUGUUCGACGAAUUAUCAAACGCACUUUGACAACAACAACAACAAAAAGAGUCGUAAUGCAGCCAGGAGAGCCCAUGGAAACAUCUACGAUCGAAAUGCCUGAAAUUCCAGAAGGGGCAGAGGUAGAAGAGUAUGUAGAUGAUGAAGGAAGAACUGUGAAGCGCAUUGUUUAUAGAAUAGUGGAAACGAGCUCAUGUUUAGAGAAACCUAGUGAAAGAAAACCUGUCUUUGAAAUUCCCAGUCCUGUGUAUCUCGAGGCAACGCCAUCUGAUGAAAUUCCAGAGGGUGCAGAGGUGGAAGAAUAUGUUGAUAAUCAAGGCCGAACUGUGCGAAGGAUUAUUCAAAGAAAUGUAACGACUAAAACUAUUUUGUUAAAGCCAGAUGCAGAGAAAAAGGAGCCAAUAGUGUUCCAGUCAGGAGAUCCUGUCCAUCUGGAGGAAGAACCCACGCAAGAGGUUUUGGAUUCGGAAGGAAACGUGGUUAUCAGUAAGGUCCAAGUAAGCGAAGGUCUGCCUCAAGCUGACGAACAUGUGGAGGAGUUUGUAGAUGACGAAGGUCGAAAAGUCAGGAGAGUGGUGAAACAUUAUGUCACCAGAAGGACUGUUGUACACGAGGGAAAGAUGACACCAAUAGAACAUGUUAUUUCGCUGCCAGGAACCGUUGCGGAAGGCGAAGGUACGCCAAAAUUCGAUAGCGCUUUUCCUGUUUCUACGGAAGGAUAUGUUGACAGCAGUGGUCGUACUUGGGUCACAACGAUAUCAGAUAUCUCACCCACGAUGAAGGUCGAAACAGUAUUUACACCACAGGAGAUGCAACAGCCGGUGAGCAUCCAGGAGAUUGAAGAAGGUGUACAUCCUGAGGAAGAAGAACACUUAGAAGAAUAUGUAGAUGACGAAGGAAGACAUGUGAAACGCAUUGUCAAGCGAUACGUCACGACAAAAACUAUCGUACACGAGCGGCAAUCACCUUACGUUACGUUUCCUGAUCAAGAGGUGACUGUUAGAGUGACUGAAGAACCACCCACUCAGGUUGGUGUCCUUUCACAAGAAAGAGAAGAACCUAUAGCAAUAGCACCCGAUGGUGUUAGUGUAUCAUUUGAAGAAAGACCGCUUGAAGAAUUGACUGAGGUGGAAGAAGUGGAAGAAAGCUGGCACGAUGCUGUGUUGUUUAAAGAAGCUUUGAGACUGAGCUCAAUACGAAUGUCCACUACCACGUAUACCGUGACAGAUCAACGCUUCAUCACCAUUAUGCAGCGUCUUUACCAGCUGAUCGUAGAAAGAAAGUCACUGAUUCUAUUGUAUGCUGUCAAGUACAAUGUAACGUUAAACGUCGAGCUGGAAAGCCUUCUGCUGUGGUUAAUCGAGAUGGAGACGAAGUUAGGGAAUCUCUCGCCGGUGACAUGGAGACUUGAAGRAAUUCGUCAGCAGCAGCUCGCCACAAAGAAACUCAGUGAUGACAUCAAGGACCAUAAGCCAAUCAUCGAGAACUUCGCAGAAGUCACUCAGGCACUUAUUCUCAAGGUGCCUCCUGAGGAGCGUAGAAACCUUGAAGAGGAAGUGAACCAGGUAAUGGGGACAUGGGAGGACAUUAACGGCAAAGUAGACGCCAGGCAGAAGAAGGAAGAUGAAGUUAAAGACCGUGCAGAAAACUAUGAUGAAGCCAAGAGCAAACUCGCCAAGAUCGUGGAGCGCAUUGAAGCGAAGUUGGACGAGCAGAGAGCGUUUGCUGAUGAACCUGAAAAAAUCUUGAAAGAAAUCGGGGAACUCAAGGUAUUACAAGAAGAUCUUGUGGAUGCUGCAAAUAAUGCACAAAACGAGGGACGUAGACUGGGAGCCAUGGACGGCCCCAYCGCAGCAACCGCGGGUGUUGAAGAUCAGCUGAAGGCACUGAAUGACCGGGUAUCCAAGAUCAAAGUCAAGAUCUCGGCAUACGAAGAGCACUAUCAAGACCACUUGAAACAAGCGCUCGAAUUCCAAGAGGCGGUCAGAAAAUUACUGGAGAAAGUGUCAGCCAGGAAGGAAAAACUUGAUAAAAAUGUGGACACCAAAGACAAAGACGCCAUUUUKGCCAGGAUAGCUGAACUAGAGGAUCUUCAUCGUGAGAUGGAACAAAAUCGACCUCUUCUUACCUCAGCUACGGUAACAGGAGAAUGGCUGAUAAGGAACGCACAGAAAUCCAAAGUCACAAUGCCAGAUGGCCGACCAGAAAAUGAAGUUAUUCCAGCACAAGUCGCAGAAACUCUCAAUAAGGUCAAGAAAGAAUUCCACGAACUGGAAGGAGCCAUCAGAGAACAGAAGAAAUACCUAACUGACCUGACCUUUGAAGAAGUGCGUCCCACUUCUGUAGAAUUUGAUCAUCUGCACGAAGUCAUGAAGGAGUUCACUGGUUGGUUACGGACAGUGGAAGACUCACUAGACCGAGCCAGACCUUACUCGUGUGAAGUUCUCAAACUGAAAGAAGACGAGAUCUCACACCUUGCUAUCAGAACAGACGUACGCUACCAUCAACCCACUUACGAAUACAUCGACAAAGACGCAAAUAAGUUCCUCAAAAACGAGCCUGAAUCCCCUACACGGCAAGAAAUCGAGGAAUCUUAUAAUGACAUCAAACCACGAUGGGAAGACAUAAAGAGAAGGGUAAACGAACGUCAUGAUCAACUGGAUCAAAUUCUUCCCCUCGCAAGAAAAUUCCACGAUGCUUUGCAGAAUGUUGACGGUGUAGUAAACAGAGGCGAAACACAGCUUCACGCGCUGGACGGAGUACCAUUAUCAUCAGAGAAAUGUAAACAGGAAUUACCAAAUAUUAAAGGAGUGCUUCUGGUGCUGGAUCGACGAAAGCGUGAUGUCGAUAGGAUGAAUAAAAUAGCUAAAGAACUGGCUGAUAAACUCAAAGAAAUGAAUGGCGAAWCCGAAGAAUUGCGGCAGCUGCAAGAGACGGCUAACGAGCGCUAUGAAAAAGUGAAACGAGAACUGGAGAGCAAACGAGAGGACAUUGAGAACGACAACAUUGGUAGGUUUUUUAAAGCCUUAGCAUCAAUGUCAGAUGAAAUCAAGAAGGUUGAUGAACAAAUAUCAGACGAGCCAUUAGGUAAUGAUCCAGUACAGCUCAGAAAGAAAAUGGACGAACUGAAGGCGUUACAAAUCGAGCUGUACCAGCUGAAGCCCACAUUAGGCUCCUUACAACACGCUGGAUCCGCUUUGAUGCAAAAGAACUUCGGCGAUGAAAAGCUUAUCAAAGAUAUUACCAAUAAUGUCCAAGCCGUGACAAAUGAAUACGUGAYGGUGGAAGAUAAAUUGCGCGACAAGAUGGCAGACUUCCAAUCUGCAGUGUACAAGCAGCAAGAUUUCAAUAAGACGGUUGAAGAUUUCGAGAAGUGGUUGAGCCUGACAGAGGAGAAAGUCCGAUCGCAAAUGAUGCUCUCCAUUAGACCCGUUGUCAUCAAAAAGCAAAACAAAGAACAGCAGCUUUUAAUGGAAGAAAUCGAGUCUUACGAGCAAGUCUUUAACGAUAUCCUGGCACAAGGUGAGGACCAGGCUGAUCGCUUGGAAACCAAGACCAAGAGAGAAAACAUGAGACUCAAAAUGACAGAUCUGGCCAACCGAUGGAAGAACAUCAACAAAUCGAUGGCAGAUCGCAGAAAAGAGAUGGAACGACUUUUACCUAUUGUUGUUUGUUAUGUUCAAACAAGAAACGAGUUCCUCUCGUGGUUGAGUGCUGACGAGCGCACCCUCACUGAGCUAGCUUUGGACACAGAGAUUAGCGACAUUGAUACCCUUGGUCAAAAGAAACAAGUUAUCAAGAAACUUCGUGAAGAGCUCGAAAACCAUCGACCUGUCUUCCAAAACCUCGUCUCGACUUCUGAGGAACUGAUCAGCAUUUGCCACGAGUUGAACAUCAACACAGACGCAGUCGUCGUCAUUGGAGACGUCGAGGAAAAUAAGCGACGAUGGGAACGCCAUAAUGCUGCGGUCUUGGGAGGAGAGAAGUUGCUCAGAAAUUCAGAUAAAACAAUGGCGCAAUUGCGUGAAGUGAUGGCGCCAAUGCAACAAGCGAUGGACGCUGCCGAGAGCAUCCUCGCACAAGAACCGGCUUACGGUACCGAUAUCUCGCMAGUAAAGAAAGAACUGACCAAGGUUAACAAUACACUCCAUGUGUUGGAGGAAUCCGAGUACAAACUAGUGCGCCUGUCUAAGCAAGUCACUAACAACGAGUAUAUCAUCACCAUCAUCAAAGAUAACCGCGUAAUGCAGGUCCGCUUGAAGGAGCGUAGAGUCAAGCUCGAAAAAUACAUCAAAACUGUGGAGGUAUUUGAAGGAACUGGCCGAGAAGUCGAGAGUAAAGUCAUGGGAAUCAUGCGCUAUGUGACGGUAGAAAUCGUUAUGACUGACGUUGAUGAGAUCAGAGACCAACUACAGCAUGUACAGAACCUCGAGGAGGAGGUAGUCAUCCAUAGAAGAAAAAUCGAAACUAUGGAAGAGACUGGCGAGUGGAUCAUCAAACAAAACAACAACAAGGAGGAAGUCAUUAGUGAGGUGAAAUCGAGUAUCACCAACGCUAGAUCCUCCAUCGAUGAGGUGUCUGUGAGGCUGCAGGAUCGACGCCGCCGCUUGGAGACCGCGUUGACUGAAAGCGAGAGGGUCAACGAGACGUUGGAUCACUUUGAGAAGAGAAUCGCUGUCCUGGAUAAAAAGAUGCUUAAAGCUAAACCUGUGUCGGCAGAAUAUGGUAUACUCAAGGACCAACGCAAAAGCCAUGAGGUUGUGAUUCGAGAAAUUGGCAGUCUCGUACCUAUUCAUAAAUACGUUAUUCCAGCUGCACAGAAUCUUGCAUUAGAAGCACCUCCUGGUCCUGAACGAGAUGAACUAGAACACCGCGUAACUGCAACUGAGACUCUAUGGACAACAGUCAAGGACAAAGCUGAGGACCGACAGAAUGUUAUUGAGAUUGUUUUUCCCACUGCGCAAGCCUAUGAUGACGCAUUUAGAGCUUUGAAUCAUUGGAUGAGGGAUGUAGAACACAGAGUCGUUAACAUGCAGCCAGUUGCAUGCGAUGAGGACGCGCUCAAUUAUCAGUUGCAAGUUGUUAAGGAAAUGCACCAAGAUAUAACCAAUCACGACCCGGUCUUCAAGUUCUUCUUGACAGCAGCAGACAAUCUCCAGCAAGCAUGCGAAGCAGCUAACAUAACAGCAGGGCUCGAACCGAUAGAUGCUCUCACAAAGGAGAUCUUAAACCGAUGGUCGGUGAUGAAAGAUGUGGUUGAUGACAAGCAGCAAAAGCUUGAGACUGCACAAAAACAACUGCAGGACUACAAGGAAAAAGUCGGCAAGAUGUCGAACCUGUUGUUGAGAACGGAAGAGGUUCUGCAACAGAAAGGUAGCACUGGAGUGGAUCUAGAACAAGCGAAAUCUAACAGAGAUACUUUAAUGGUUCUUUUAUCAGCGCUUGAAAACUCCAGAGACGACCUUGAAACGGCCAACAACGUAGGCCGAGAUUUGGUUUGCGACUCUGAUUCACAAGUGGUUAAUGUCGCUUUUAUCCAAGACGACAUGGCUGCACUGAACGAACGAUUUGACGCGGUACGAGCGGGCCUGGAGCGUGAGAAGAAAGAUCUAGAUUGUGUUAUUGCAAACGCAGAACAGUUUGAAGGUGCGCUCAGCCAGUUUGAAUCUUGGCUUCCUGAAGCUAUGGCUGCCGUACAGCGCUUUGAGCCAAUCAGUAGUGAGCCUGAAGAGUUGAAGAGGCAAUUGAAAGAGGUCGAGGACCUUCAUGCUUCUCUCAUGGCCAAGCGUGCCCUCCUCGUCACUGCCAAAAGCUCAGGAACCAAACUCGUAGAAGCAAGUGAUGGCGCGUCUGUGGUCGAAGAUGAUGUCACAACGAAGCUCCAUCCAUACGAAGAAGCCUACGACGCCUUGCUUGCCGUGGUGUCAGAUCGCUUGUCGAAGCUGCAGGUGAUGAUGAUCCAGUCACAGGAGCUCGAGAACUCUCUUGUUGAUAUUGUGCAGUGGUUGACUGAGAUGGAAAAGAGACAGAGCAAACAGGAAACACCUGUGUUAAGAACCAAGAAGAUUAAUGAUCUACAAAUGGAACAAGACACUCUGCAUCAAGAAAUCUCAACUUACGAACAAAUGGUUGACCACAUAGAAAAGACUGGGGAUACAAUGCUACGAAACCUAAACCCCGGUCCCGAACGAGAUAUCCUCAAGUUCAAACUCGCCGACAUGAGCCACCGAUUCAAUAACGUGAAGGACAAAUCCGCUGACCGUAAAGAAAUGCUCGAUCAAUUGGCACCAUUAAUGGAACGUUACCAAACUGCGUCGCAACCGUUCAAUACGUUCCUUGAGGAUUCAGAAGAAAAGAUUGGAGGGCUGAAGGYCAUUCCACGUGAUGAGGAAACGGCUGCAAAACAAAGAUCUGAUAUUAAGGAAUUUAAGAUGGCUGUAGAGGACGAGAGUAACAAUCUCAAAGUAGUCAUGGCUAGCGGCAAGGAACUGACCGACUAUUGCAAAACUCURCCCAUCAAAAUAGAAACAGCACCAGUAGAGAACGAAGUCCGCGACUUCAUCAACCGUUACGAAAAACUAAAGAUGGUGAACCUUGAUGCUGAAAGGGAAGCGAAGGUCCUAGAACAGAACGUUGAGGUAUACCAGAAUGCUGUUGAUCCAGUCAAGGACACCCUGGAUGAUUUAGACGCUUUCUUGGACUUUGAGAUUGGACUAGACGUGGAGAAGAGCAAAGAUGAAUUACAACGCGUUGAGGAUUUGAUCGUCAGUCUCGAGAACCAGAAAGCAGAACUCGACCUAGCUGAAAUCAGUGCUCCUCCUCAGACAGACCAGUCAUCAGACCUAACGCAAGAGAUAGCAACACUAAGCCAUCGCUAUAACCUCAGUACGAGUAAGGUCAAGAGAGUGAAGAAGAAAAUGGCYAAGAGAUUGGACAAGUUCGUCGUGUUCAUGGAAAUCUACGAAGAGGUGGAUAUUUGGUUGGUUGAGAUUAAAAAGUUGGUCGAUGAGUUGGCACCCGCCACUGAGGAUUAUGAUACAGCUAAGCAACAGUUGGCAGAGUUGAGGCCAAUCAUCAACCAGUUCCAGAUCUAUCACACAAAGAUCGAUACCAUGGUUGAAAUCAAGAAUCACAUCGCUAAAAAUAUCGAAGACGAUCCAGCCACGGUCGCCGAAGUGCAAGAAAAGCUCGAGCAAGUCCAACAACCGUUUGACCAACUUCAUUCAAAGGUCAACAAUAGACAAGGACGUCUGCAGAAUGUGGUCAUCCGAGGACAGGACUAUCAGUUGUCUCUUGAAGAAGCCCUAGCCAAGCUGAGUGACAUGGAGAAGGUCCUUGGUGAACAAGAACCUGUCAGUGCUAUAUAUGUAGUGGCUGCACAACAAAAACUGGACCACGAGGGCCUGUACCUCGMGGUUAGCAUGCACGAGGUCAUCUUUGACGACACCAUCCGACAAGGCAAAGACAUCCUCGCCAAAUCCGAACCAGGAGAAUACAAGGAGAACCUCAAGAAAAACAUCGAGGAGCUGGAAGACAGGUGGGAUGAUGUGCUCCAGAAAACGAAUGAACGUCAAGAACRACUCGACGAAGUGUGUCCGCCAGCUCAAGAGUACGCUGAAGGGAUCGAAAUGUUCAUGCCAUCAUUGAUGGAAAUGGAGGAGAUCAUAUCUGACUGUGAUGAAGUUCUCUGUGAAAAACAUGCCCUUGAACGAGAAAGAGGUUUGAUCAAGUUUCUGCAGCAGUUCUUGCAAGAAGACAUUGAAGGCCAUCGUCCCGUGUACAAGUCUCUAGUCUCGAGUUCCGACAAUCUGAUUGGUACAUGUGAUUCAGUGGGGGUAACAGAUGGAGUACCCGAGGUAAAAGCUGAAAUAAAAAAUGUGGUCGAACGGUGGACGGUGAUCAAYGAGUUUUACUGCGUACGCCGAGAACAAGUCAGUGAGGCCGAAAAUAAGGUCAAGAAAUAUAGAAACAUGUUGUUACCAUUGGAAAACUCGGUGAAGAAGGUGGAAAGAAGCCUGGAGGAACCUCUGUAUGAAGGAAUUGAUCUUGAAGAAGGAAGGGAAGAGUUGCAAAGUGCAAAGGAAUUGAAAGAUGAAUUCCAGACUUUGGAAGCAGACAUUGAGAAAGUCGGAGAUGAAGUAAAGAAGGAAGAUUAUCCCAACAUCGACUUCGCCCCUGUCAAACAGCGUGUCAAGGCUGUGGCUACGCGCUGCUCAGCAAUCCGCCGUAAGGUAGAUGUAAGAGUACUAUGGCUGGCAAAGGUCAUCGAAGAUAUAUCCUCCUUCGUCUCUACUACUGACGAGCUCGACAAGUUUAUAGACGUUGCUUUUGAUAAGCUGCACAAUUUUGAUCCUAUCCACAACGAUGCUGAGGUCAUCAAGAAACAAAUAGAAGAAGUACAGGAAUUGGAGAAUGAAAUCGAGUCCCAGUUCUCAACCCUGGCAGAGGCCGAAAUGAAAGCUAAAUCUAUCACAUCAAUCAAGAAAGACGAUCCAAAGGCCGUCAGAGAUGUAGCCGAGCGCGUCAAUAGCUGCGAGACUGGCUUGAUUGAACUCAAAGAGAAAGUCAAGGAUCGUAAGCAGAAUCUGAUGCGCGCAGAGGAACAGCUCAACCUGUACCGUGCGCAACUGGAGCCUGUUGAGAAGGUGUUCAGCCAAGUAGAGGAUGUGGUAAUGGAUGUUCCUGUCAGCGAGGACGAACUUGGAAAAGUCGAGACGGCUAUUAAAGACAUCGAGGAAAGUGGCAAACGAGUACAACUCAUCCGUCGAGCAAGCGAAAGCCUGCUUCGUGUCAUUAACAUUCACACGGAGCCAGGCAUGGAGGUGCAAACGGAAGUUGCUAAGGUCAAACACAAACAGCGYAGCCUGUCAUCAAGCUUGAGGAAGAAACAAUCGAAACUGAGGGAUGGUCUGAACAGUUAUGACAAACUGGUUGGAAUCGUAGACGAUCUUCAGAAAUGGAUUCCUGAAGGCCAAGAAAAGGUUGAGGCUGAGCUUCCUGUAAGCAGUGAACCGGAGGAGAUCAAGAAACARCUUGAUGAACUGCGGGAMUUGAACGACGAGGUACAAGAAAAGGUAGCCAUGCUUGAACAGGCAAAACAACUGGCCGAGAAGGUCAAUGAAUUGAGUAACGACGAUCCUGGAGUACAAGAAGAUGUGGCAGAUCGAUUAUCCAAAGUGGACAAACCAAUCCAAGACAUUGCUGCUACGCUAAACGAAAAACGAGCCAACCUCCAUACUGCCUUAUUACAGAGUCAGGAUCUUAAAGAUUCUAUGGAAGAGCUGAACCGAUGGUUCGUCAGUGCCAAUAACCUGUAUAGUUUGUUGGGACCUGUGUCUAAUAGGUAUAACAUCAUCGUAGAUCAGGAGGGCAAGAUUGAGACAAUCAACAAUCAACAGGACCUCCAUCGCCAAAUGUUUGACCACGUCACAACAGAAGGCCAAAAGAUACUGGAGACGUUACCCGAGGGUCCAGAACACGACAAACUGGAAACAAAACUGAACAACACMAAGACCAAAUGGCAGGAACUAUCAGACAAGUUGAAUGGGCAUAGCACCAAACUAGAUCAAUUAAAGCCAACAGCCAAGGUGUAUGAGGAGGCUAGUGAUCCUUUCAUGACCUGGCUAAGCGAGGCUGAAGCCAGACUUAGAGACUGUGAUAAGAUUCCAAGUGACCAGGAAAAACUGAUGCAUGUCCAGGAAAURGUUGAGCUCCUUCAAGAGGAGGUCAAGACACAUGAACCAGAUCUCCAAUCUCUACACGAAGCUUACACCUCCCAUUCAGAUAUAUCCAAAGAGAAAGACGUCACAACAGAUCUACAGGUCAUCGAGGACGAGGUGGCGAAGAUCGAUGAACGAUACGAUGACCUUCGCUGCGAGGUAGACAAGAAACUAAGACAGCUGAACGAUGUGCAUGACAGUCUCCAUGACUACCAAGAAACCCUUAUGGUAGUCGAGCUGACCCUAGAGGAAGUGCAAGAAUUUGUCGUAGAGAAAUAUGUUCUAAUCACGGAUGUACAGCACUCGCAUGAAGAACUCGGCAAAGCCAAGAAAUCUGUUGCCAUAUUAGAAAAUCGUAAACCAGCUGUGCUGGAAUUAGUCAAACACGGCAAAGCACUCGCAGAGACAACAGGAGAUCCAGAUGUGUUAGAAAAGGUGGCGUCUGUCAACCAGAGAUACGAUUURAUAGAGAGCAAAAGCAACGAGAAGGAAGCCUUCUUGGACAAGGUUGUUGAAUACUUGGACAUCUACGACACGAGCAUCACUCGAGUAGAAGAAAAUAUUCCCAWGAUCCAAGCCCAAGUUGCCAACCUUGCACCAGUCAGUACCGAUCCAGAAGAGGUCCAAAAACAACUACAAGAAACCUCACACAUCCAAGACGCGCUCAACGAUGACAAGGUCUGCCUUCAACACGCCAUCGAUGCUUCUGAUUGGCUGAUCGACAACGCCAAUGGUGAACCUUCGACUGAAAAUGAAAUGAAGGACCGAAUAAGCAAAAGCAAAGAGCCACUAGAGGAGCUGGCGAGUGUUGUGAACGAGAGGCAGAAUGCUCUGAAGUGUGGCUUGGUACGGUCACAAGAGUUCAAGUCUGUGUCUAAGGACUUCGUGGCUUGGAUGAAAGAGAUAGAAGAAAAGCUUGCUAGCGCAAAACCUGUCAUGUCGGAUGAUGAUACCAUUAGAGAACUGAAGAGAGAGCACAAGCCAAUCUUGGAAGAAAUACGAGAGCACGAGCCUGUGUACCAAGCCAUAAAAGCUGCUGCCGACAAUAUCUUGUCCAGCGCGAAGCCUGGCAAAGAUCGCGACCGCGUCGAUCAACACAUGAAACACAUACAAACGAGAUGGGAGAAACUUCAGAAGACCUCCGAGGACCGACAGACAAUGUUGGAGAAGAUCGAGCCUGUCGCAGAAAAGUAUCUCGAGAUAAUGAAAGAACUGGUUCCAUGGCUGUGUAUCACAGAGAAGAAACUUGACACGCUUAAAUCUAUACCCUGCAACAAAGAUGGACUCAAUUUGUACGAAAAGAACUUAGACGAGGUCGAGAAAGAACUCAUUGAGCACGAGUCGUCACGACAGAAACUCAACGACCUCACUACUUCUAUCCUAGAAAUCCAGCCUUUUGAUGUGGAGUUCGUCAGAAGUGAAGUACAAGGGGUAAAUGAGAGGUUCGAUGAAGUGAAAUCGUUGCUGAAUAAGAAGAAAGAGAAUCACGAGAAGAUGAAGGAGCUGUGGAAUACUUUCCAUGAUAGUAUCAUCAGCAUUGAAGCAUUGGUUGUUGAAGGGCUGAUCCUAUGCGCCUACGAUACCCCGCUAUUGGACAUCGAGCGCCUUAGACAAGAAUUAGAGUUGAUUCACGCGAUUUUCAUCACGCUAGAGGAACAGACUCCCGCGCUAAACGUAACGGAAGACUUGGCGCAGCAGUUGAUGGAUCUUCUAGAGAAGGACUCUUCUAAUGUAGUUAUCAUCGAAGAGAGGGUCACCAACAUGUUUAUUCGAUUUGAAGGGAUACAGAAUGCCCUAGAGAAGCGACAAGUCCAACUUGARAAUCACCUGGAGCACCUCACUCGAUUCAAGGAAUGUGAUGAGGAACUUAACAACUGGUUCGURGCCAUGGCUAAGGUGAUAGACGAGYKGCAUCCUAUCAGCACGGAACCAGAAGUGGUCAAGAAACAACUACACGACGUUGAGGAACUGUUGGAUUCRGUGCAGGAGAAAAGACAAGUGCUUGAUACUGAACAGGAGGCUGGGAUUAAGCUGAUGGAGUCGAACAAGGAAGAUGACCGUGUCACUGUCGAGGUGGUCUCUACUCUGAGUAAAGCGCACACCAAGAUGGAUCGUAUCGCCAACAAACUGGACGAUCGUCGCGACAGGCUCCAGAGUAUUAUGCUUGAGUGUCAGGAUAUUCAUUUAUCCUUGGCUGACUUCCUCAACGAUCUGGCAGGAAUCGAGGAAGAGUUUGCUGGAAUGAGACCCGUCUCUGCUGUACACGACACUCUCAAAGAACAAGAGCGCGAGUUUAAGAUGCUUAAAGAAGACGUGAUAGAGAACGAUGAUCUUGCCCAGGAACUCAUAUCUCGUACUGAACAGCUCAUCGAAAACGCUGAACCAAGCCCUGACCGAGAYAGUCUGGAACAAAAACUCCAAGACAUCAAAGCUAGAUGGGGAGCUGUUAAGAGCAAGACCGCUGACCGAGAGGUCGAUAUAACAAGCCACGCCCCAGUUCUCCAUAACUACUAUACUCACGUUGAACCCUUCACYGAUUGGCUGACAGCCAUGGACAAGAAAGUGUCCAAUCAGGACCCAGUAUCAUGCGACAGCAAGACGAUUGAUAGACAAGUMGAACAAGCGAAGAAACUGAAACAGCAGCUUGAAGAUCACGUGCCAGAUUACGAGAAGCUCAAAGACCUCGCUUCKGACGUCAUCRAGAGUCAACCGGACGAUGUGUACGUGGUGGAAGCACAGAUUCAGUAUCUGAACAAAUUGUGGGAUAGCGUGAGCCUGAGGUUGAAUGACAGGGURCGUCAGACUACGUCAGUGAGRGAGCUGGUYGAACARUAYGAAGAAAACAUCYUGCCYGUACACGAGCUGUUUACUCGUGCUGAGGAUGGUAUUGUUCCCAUGGAGACGGUUGGAUGUGACGUCGAAAAGGCCAAACGGGAACUCAGUAACACUAAGGCGUUGAUUAACACUCUAGACUCACGCAAACCAGACGUCCAACAAGCUGUCAAGAUUGGUCAAAAUCUGAUCACCUCUGCCGACAGCGAUUCACCAGACGUCAGUCUGUUGCGCAAAGAAGUAGGUGUACUACUGGGCACCCACGAUGAGCUCAAAGAACUCCUACAAGACCAAGAGUCCAAGCUACAAAAGAUCGUCGAUAAGGGAACAGUCUUCAAUACCGAAAUGAAAGAACUACAACAGUGGGUCGAUGAGACUACAGAAAUGUUUGCUGUUCAGGAACCAAUCAGUACAAAUCCCAARGUCGUCAACAAGAAACUUGAACAAAUCGAGGCUCUUCAAGAUGAAAUUGCCAAACAACGAGCUAAUCUUGAUCGAAUGGAAGGCGUUGGAAGAGAGCURAUCUCAGCAACCGGCGAAAAUCCAUUCGYUGUCGCAGAAGUACAGUGCAAACUAACCAGAGUGCGUGCGCAACUCGAUCGCCUYGAUGCACGAAUGGAACAACGACGAGAAAUACAACAACAAGUYCUUCUACAGCUUCAAGUUUACGAUGUCACUCGUGAAGACUUCAUUAACGAUCUUGCUGAGCUGGAGACAAAACUGGAGAACGCUCGACCAGCUUCUGCUAUCUUCUCGGUUGUCGACGAGCAGAAAGACAACAUGCAGUAUUUCAUACUGAAUAACAUCACGAAGAAGGAACCAGUUUUCGAGAAGUUGAUAGAGGAAGGAGAAAGAAUGCUAGCGAAGAUGGAACCCGGUGAUGACAAAGAACAACAUCAACAGAAACUCGAAGAAACGAACGCUCGCUGGCAGGCGUUCAAAGACAAGGCCGACAGCAUGCAGGAGAAAAUCGAUGAAGUCCACGAAGCUGCGGGACAAUACGAGAAGAAGAACGACAAAUUCAAAUCUUGGUUGGAUGAGACAGAAAAGAAGCUUGGUAAGAUUAAAGUGAAGUCGUACACUCCUGAAGACGCAGACAAGACUUUAGAGGAGUUGGAGAAGAUCUUAAAUGAUGUGUUCUGCCAUGAACCACACUUUGAGGAUUUGAAUUCUGCUGCGGAUACUGAUGUAGAAUGUAGUCAAAUCGAUGGUGAUGUUGUGAAGGCUGAGUUUGUUAAAGUCAAGAAUCGCUGGGAUGCUCUUAACGCAAACGCCAUGAAGAAGAAAGAAGAAGCAGAAGAAGUGAAAGAAGCAUUGGAUAAGUACUACAGUGCCUUGCAGCCAGUGCAAGAAGCGUUCACCCAAGCGGAAGUCGUUCUCGAGGCCUCUGAGCCUUUGGGAACCAAUGUAGAUAAGAUCAAAGAGGAGCUUGAUCAAGUCAAAGCCCUGAGAUCUACUUUUGAUGAUCGUAAACCGGAUAUCAAAGAGAUGAACCAGUCAGGGAACAAACUGCUCUCAGGUGAGGAAUGGUCACCUCUUAACGUUGAACUGAAAGAGAAACUUGACCUCACCAACAAGAAAGCCAAAGAAACUCCAGAAAGGCUUCAGGAGCGUGAAAAGGCGCUAGAGAAGGCUCUGGAAGAUGCAACCGAAUUCAACACCGUUCUURCUGACAUUGAAAACUGGCUACCAACUGAACAAGAAAAGAUCGAACAACUCGACCCUGUAAGUACAGAUCCUGACAGAAUCAAGGCUCAAAUCAAGGACACGGAUGAUGCUCUAGAGGAAAUCAAGCAUUACCUUGUUAAGCUCCAUCAACUUGAAGAUGUUGGACAGAGAUUGAUAGAAGACAAUGUCCGCGACCCCGACACUGUUAAUGACAUCCAAAACAAGAUUGACAAGGUCAGAACACCUCUGGAGAAACUUUGCGGUAAGCUAGAACAAAGAAGCGCAAGACUUCAGAACGCGGCAAUGCAGUCUCAAGAAUUCCAAGACUCUUACGAUGACUUCGUUGCGCGUCUUGGAAACAUUGAAGAUCAACUUGUUAGUGAAGCACCAGUUUCACCUGAAUAUCAAGAGACCAAGAAACAAAAAGAAGAUAACGAGGAGGUGCAAGACCUUAUUGAUCAACAAGAGCCUAUAUUUGAAAACCUCUUGAAGACGGGCGAGAAAGUACUGGAAAACACUGAACCUGGAGAUGAGAGACGAGCCGUGGAGAAGAAGAUUGCUGAGCUGAAAGAACGYUGGCAGAAGACAAAGGACAAGGCAGCUGAACGCGACCAAAGAAUUGAGUCUGUUCUUCCAGAUGCACGAGAAUAUCACAAGGCACAAAGUGCGUUUGAGCCGUGGCUUGUCGACGCUGAAAAGCAAGUUUCAGAAAUYAAGAUCAAAUCUAGUGAUCCCGAUGAAAUCGCGAAACAGUUGAAGGUACUGACAGACUUGAAGGACGACGUCGAGAAACACAGACCAGAAUAUGACUCACUAAAUACUGCAGCUGAAUCUUUGAUUGACAAGUGUCAUGACAACAACUACGUCAUCGAUGCACAGAAAAAAGACUUAAGCAAGCGCUGGAAUGCUUUGUUGAGGGAUAUCGAAGAUAAAGAAGAAAUGCUUAGUAAUGCUAAAAAUGCAUCUGACAGGCUUAAGGAUGACAUCCAAUGCGUGGAGGCCGCUGUACAGAAGGCCGAGAACACAUUGGAAACUUGCAAAGCGCCAAAGAUUGAACCCGAGAACGUUAAGAGAGAUCUCUCAGAUGUUGAAGCCGCACUUCAGGCCCUGGAGGAAUGCGAGCCACAGAAAAAGGAGGCAGAUGAACUGGCCCACAAACUUCUCGACCAAAUGGAGGAGACUUCUACUGACACUGUGGUCCUGAAACAACAAAUGGAUAACUUGAAUGACAAAUAUGCUGACGCGCUGAACAAAACCAAAGACAAGAAAACCCAGCUGAAGAAGGCGUAUGUCCUGAUCGUCGAGUUUGUUGAGAUCUACGAAGAAAUUACCAUCUGGAUUGAAGAAACCACUGUUGCUGUUGACACUGCACAAGAAAUCAGCAGUAAUCCUGUAGUGGUGAAGACCCAGCUUGCAGACGUCGARCAGUUGCAGGACAGCGUGGCRGCCAAGAAGCGCGACCUCGUAAAAGCAGAAGAUAUCGGAGAAGAACUCGUAGAAUGCUGCGAGAACAAUCCCAACRUCUUGGCCGAGGUCAACAUGAAAUUGGCCAAGAUCAAAACACCAUUAGACAACAUCGCCGCUAAAGUUGAUGACAAACAAGCCAAACUGCAGAUGGUCGUKUUGCAAACACAGGAAUUCCAAGAAACAUUGGAAGACUUUGUAGAAAAACUGUCUAAGAUUGAGGAUSACCUAGCGCGCAUGCUCCCUGUUUCGCCGGUAUACAACGUCGUUCGUGAUCAAGUCCACGAGGUCGAACAAGUUUCUGAUGACGUCAAACAGCUUGAACCUGUCUUUGGGCGAGUAUCKAGUUGCGGGCUGGACGUUCUGGAGUCGCUGGAGCCUGGUGAAGAGAAAGAUAAACUAAAAGACAAACUAGCAGAGAUUGAAGAACGAUGGAACGACGUGAAGGAGAAAGUCGAGAGUCGAAAGGCCAAACUAGAUGAAGUCACUCCUGACUCGAAAAAUUACCAUGAUAACCACCAGGCCGUGUUGCCAUGCCUCGAAGACGCAGAAAGAUAUCUAGCUGCUGGAGAACCCAUUCCUUGUGAAGAAAAGAGCCUCGCACGAGAAGAGAAAGCUCUACAGGAACUACUAGACAGCGUUGAAGCCAAGAAACCAGUUGUCGAAGAAYUCAACAAUACCGCUGAGUCUUUGGCCGACCUCUGCGAGAAUCCAGAAGUGACGCAAGCGGAAGUCAAGGACUUCAACAAGAGGUGGAAUGCUGUGGUUGAUGGCUUGAAUAACAGGAAACAGCAAGUUGAAGACGUGAAGGAAAAGAUGAAGGAACUGAAUAGCGUGAUGGAACCUGUGGAGGAAACACUUGAUCAGGCACAGCCCAUCUUGGAGGCACCGGCAUCGUAUGGUGCUGAUGUUAAGAAGAGUGAGGACGAACUGCAAAAGAUUGAGGAACUCCUAGAGUCUCUUUCUGAACAAGACCCAGGCGUGAAGUCCCUCAAAGACAACGUCGAUUCCCUGAUGGACCAAGUGGACGAGAGAUCACCAGAUGCUGUUCGAGUCAAACAAGACGUCGACGAAGUCGGCAACCGAUAUGACGACGUGAUUGCUAAACUCACUGACCGCAAAGCACGACUUGAAGAAGACAUUGCUAACGCCAAAGAAUUCAACGAUGCCUUGAAAGACCUCAAUGAUUGGUUACCUGACAUCCAAGAACGCGUUGCUCAGCAACAGCCAAUCAGCACCGAGCCGGAAACAGUGAAGAGUCAACUCGAGGAAGUCCAGCUUCUCAAGGAUGAUAUCGCUAAUCACAAAGCGCUCCUGCAGAAGGCAGAAAACGAUGGCCAAAAGCUCAUCACAAGCAGCAAGAACAACCCCGCGGUCGUGGCGGACGUGUACGGYAAGCUGAACAAAGUACGAACCGCCUURGACUCUCUUGCAGCCAAGGUCGACCAAAGGCAAAACAAACUGCAGAAUGUCCUCUUGCAAAGCCAGGAAUUCCAGGUCUCGUUCGAGGACUUCCUGGACAAACUGGCCAAGGUUGAGGAACAGGUUGCAGAACUGGAACCCGUGUCUGGAAUUCAUGAAACUGCCAAGGAACAGAGUCAGAAGCACAAGGCCAUMCGAGACGCUGUAUCUCAGUUGGAACCAGUCUACAAUCAGCUCAUGAAGGCCGGGGGGAAUGUACUCGACACWUCAGAACCUGGACCCGACCGAGACRCACUAGAACAAAAACUACACGACACUACAACGAGAUUCGACGCUGUUAAAGACCACRCCUCUGAUCGCCAGGAACGGCUAGACAAAGUAGUACCGUUGUCAAGRAAACACAAGUACGAGAGUCAGACKUUCAAACCAUGGCUGAGCAGUGCCGAAAAACGACUCGCCGCUAUYGAYCCUGAAACUUGCGACAAAGCGACUCUUGAUAAACACAUGAAAACGUUGAAAGAUCUGGAYGAGGAGGUGGAAGACCGYAAACCAGACUUACAAGAGUUGAACGACACAACGGCUGAUCUAGUCGAGACUUGUCAGGCCGAUAAAUUCAUCAUUGAGGGCGACGCCCAAGAUGUCAAUAAACGCUACGAYAGUCUCGGCGACGGCGUCGAUAAAAUGAAAAAGAAGAUCGAAGAAGUUAAAGACGCUGUAGAAAAGUACGAGGAUUCUGUUGUACCUGUAGAAAAAUCGCUGGAGGAGAUAGAAAAGGCGAUAGCUUCACACGAACCUGUUGGAAUCGACCUAGAGAAGGGUAAAACCGACCAGAAGGAAAUAGAUGACUUAUUCGAGAAGCUGGAAGAUCUGAAGAGUGAGGUGGAAAAGGCUAAGGAUGCUGGAGCAGAACUUGUUGAUGCUUUGGRYGAGAAGUCUCCUAAGGCAGCAGAAGUGAAAGAUAAUGUAGACGCCCUGGCAGAUAAGUACAAAGAUUUACAAGCAAAGCUCAACAACCACAAGAAGAAGGUUGACGAGGAGAUCAAGAUGGCUGAAAAGUUCAAUGAUGCUUUGCAAGAUCUCGAGGAAAAGUUGCCAGAUAUUCAGGAAGCCGUGGCAGCUCAGGAACCAAUCAGCAGUGACCCUGAUGUUGUCAAGAAGCAGCUACAAGACGCUGAGGAUCUACGGGAUCAAAUAGCCAAAUGCAAGGCAAUACUUGACUCUCUAGAGGAUACUGGAAAAGAUAUCAUUGACGAAAGUAACGAAGAUCCGCGAGUCGUCAAGGACAUUCGCGGCGAACUAAACAAAAUCACAUCACCCAUCGAUGUAAUCGCACGCAAGGUCGGUGAUCGUCAAGCUAAGCUACAAAACGUAUUGCUACAGUGCCAGGAAUUCCAGGUCUCUUUUGAUGACUUCCUGGACAAACUGGACGACUUGGACACCAAGGUUUCUUCUCCAGAUCCCAUCUCUGCCGUUCUCGAUUCUGUUAAAGAACAGAAACAAGAAAACGAGGCAAUACGAGACGCCAUCCUCGUGCAGGACCCAGUUUUCCAGAAGCUCGUGAAAGCUGGCGAAGCUGUACUUGAAAACCUUGACGAUGAGCAGGAAAAGAAAGCGCUAGAGAAAAAGAUCUCAGACAUGAAGACCAGAUUCGAGGAUGCGAAAAAGAAGACAGAUGRCAGACAGAAUAAACUCGAGAAAGUCGAAGAAGAAGCGCAGAAAUAUCGAGAUGAGAUUGAACCACUAUCAGACAUGCUAGCUAAAGCCGAACAACAAGUAAAGGACUUCGAACCUUUAUCUUGCGAUCGAGAAAAACUGGCCAAACAAAAAGAAUUGCUCCAUAAAAUCCAAAAUGCCGCUGAAAAUCUGAAAUCUGGUGUACCUGGAGUACAAGAUAAUGCUSGCGCAUUACUCAACGAUGCCGAGAAGGACAAGCACGUAGUGGAAGAAGAGGUUGACGAUCUUGUGAAGAGAAUAGAAAACCUCAAGGCUGCACUCGACGACCGAGAAGAAAAACUUGGUGAAGUUCAACUAGCUGCUGAAGACUACCACGUCACAGUUGCUCAGGUGGAGGAUGUAUUUGCGAGUGCUUACGAUGAYGUUGAUGCGCCCGCUGUCUUCGGGGUAGACUCGGACAGGGCAGCAGAACACCUCAAUAAAAUAAAGGCCAUGAAAGAAAAUCUUGGUGCAAAACAAGCCGACCUAGAUAAAGUCAAUCAGUCUAGUGAAGCACUUCUUCAGAGAGUCCACGAAGACUCUGACGACCAUACAGUCAUCGUAGAAAAAGUCUCCGAACUUUCAUCCAAGUACGCAGAUCUGCAGGAUAAACUCAAAGCCCGAGAAGAACAGCUCGCCGUAGAGGUAGGGAAAGCAAGUGAGUUUAACGACAAAGUYAAGGAGCUGGAUGAUUGGCUGGAUGGAGCGAAGAAGCAAUUGGCUAAUGUUGGACCGAUAGGUACUGAUCCUGAAGCAGUCAAGAAGCAGCUUGAAGAACUGGAGAACCUAAAGGCCCAACUUGAGGACCACAAACCAACCCUAGAGGACGCGAACGAGCUUUGUGAUUGGCUGACAGACAAAAACAAGGACCAGCCCUUAGUUGUCGCAUCAAUCAAAGACAAGCUAGACAAAGUCGAACAGCCCUAUAACGAUCUUAGARCUAAGAUCCUAGACCUUGAAGGCCGGCUACAAGCAGCGCAGAUGARGACGCAAGAGUUCCAAGUGUCGUUUGACGACUUCAAAGACAAACUUGGUGAAAUGGAGGGGCUUGCUGCAAAGAUGGAGCCAGUGUCUGCUGUCUAUGACACCAUAAAAGAGCAGCAGAAGAAUGAUGAGGAACUUACACAGAAGAUCAAACAACAAGAGCCUGUUUUCGAGCAGCUCAUGAGAAGCGGCAACGACCUGUUGGAGAGUACAGAACCAGGUGCAGAGAAAGACGAACUGGAUAAAAAACUCGACGACAUGAAAGAACGCUGGGACGACGUGAAGGCUAAAGCCAAGGACCACAACGACCGCGUUAACGAUGCUGUACCAGAAGCUACAAAGUACAAAGAAGCAKUUGAAUCUCUUUCACCAUGGCUAGCAGAAGCGGAAGAGAAGGUCGACUCACUAGAACCCAUCCUGACGGAUGAGAAAUCUUUGAAAGAGCGCGAAGAGCUUGUCAGUACGCUAAGGGAAGAGAUUGACGACCACAAACCAGAAAGAGACACGACCGAGGAGAAAUCAAAGGCAUUAAUGGACUUGACCGACACCGAUAAAGAUGAUGUUCUAUCCGAGGCGAAAGAUAUCACUGACAGGUACGACAGGUUGGAAGCUAAAUGCGCUGAUAAAGAAAAAGAGCUACAAGAUGUGAAGAACGCACUGCAAGACUAUAGAGAGGCCCUUGAACCUAUCCAGGAAUUACURGACAAAGCAGAAAACAAGAUCGAUGAUGAAGAACCUAUCAGUGGUGACUUGGAGAAGAACAAAGAUGAACUGGAAAAGAUAAAGGAAUUGAAGRACAAGCUUGAAGAAGCGAAGGACCAACUCGACGCCCUUAAAGAUGCCGAAGCCAAAGCCAAAGCAGCGGACGCCGUAAAGAGCGCAGAAGGAGAUCCAUCGCCACUCGACAAAGAACUAGAAGACGUCAAGRAGAAGUAUGAAGACUUGCUCGCCAGAGCUGCAGCUCGAGAAGACGAACUCAAUAAUGCGAUAAAUCAAGGUGGUAAACUAAAGGAUAUCAUCAUCGAGAUCCAGGAAUGGGUUGUCAUCACUGAAGAGAUCGUGGAGACCUGGGAACCAGUUAGUACUGAUCCUGACACGGCUAAGAAGCAACUGGAUGACGUCAAGAAAAUCGAAAAACAACUGGACGAAAAGAAAGAAGCGUUUGCAAAGGCCAAAGAAAUCCAGGAAGAAAUAACAUCGACAUCACAAGAUCCCGUCAUGGCGGCAGAUCUUGACGCACAGCUUACCAAGCUCGAAGACAGCCUUAACUCUCUGGACGACAAGCUGAAAUCAAGAGAGAACAAGCUGGAUGGUGUCAUAUUUCAGGGUGAUGCCUUUGAGAGCGACUUGGAUGAUUUCUUGAGAUGGUUGACCAAAGCUGAACGAAWUCUGGYCCAACUGAGACCUGUGUCGGCAGAUGCAGAUACAGUCAAACAACAGAAAGACGAGUACCAGCCAAUCCACCAAGAAAUCUUGGAAAAAGAACCAGUUUACGAAGCUCUGCUGGAAUCAGGAGAGAACCUCAAAAACGCUAGCGAAGUUCAAGAAGAKAAAGACAACUUGAGCGAAAAACUCGAUAAUCUCAACCAAAGAUGGACCGAACUCAAGUCCAAGUCAGCCGAACGGGACGCAGCUCUUGACGAAGCUGUUGCAGCUACGGCUGAGUACCAGGAUCUCCGCGAUAAGUUCUUGCCGUGGUUAGAUGAGACAGAGAAAGCCUGUGGCGAGGUCCAGCCAUCGUGUGACCCUGAAGAACUGAAGGCUCAAGAAGAGAAAAUUAAGGAACUUCAAGCCAACGUGAACGAACAUGAACCUGACCAUAACGCCCUCGAUGACUCCGCCAAAAAAGUUAUCGUAAUCUGUGUCGAAGAAGUGASCGUCAUCGAAGACGAAAUCCUGGUCAUCGAUACAAGAUGGAACGAUCUGAACAAAAACCUCAAAGACAAAGCAGACCAACUGGAAAACCUUCAAAAUCAACUCCAGAAAUACCAAGGGACACUGAAGCCCGUUGAGGAGAAGCUGGGUGAGCUGGAAAGCAAAGCUGAAGUAGAAAUGGUUCCAAUAGCGRACUUGGACAAGGCAAAGGAGCAGGAACAAGAACUAAAGGACAUGUUAGAAGACUUUGAGAAGAUGAGUCCAGAUCUCGCUGAUGCUAUCGAGACAGGUCAGGAUAUCUUGGACAAUAAUCCAGAAGUAGACACUGCUCCAGUACAACGUGAAAACGAAGGAUUGAAAGAGAGGUCUGAUGAUCUGAAGAACGCGCUUAACGAUAAGUUAGAGAAAGCAACUGCGCUGGUGGCUGAUUUGGAGAAUUAUUCUGCCAAGGAGAAGGAGCUAGAGGAAGGAAUAGAGAAGGUUAAUGAAGAGUUGGAGCAGAACAAACCAAACAAGUUGGACUUGGAUACCGUYAAACAACAGCUUGAGAAUACCAAGGCUCUCAAGGAUCGUCUCGAUGAAAUGCAACCUCUAUAUGAUGACGUAAACAAAUGCGCCCAAGACCUGAUCAGCGAAGGGCUUGGAUCCGAUCCAGCUUUUGUCAARCAGAUGACCAAUGAUGACAAAGCAUGGCACGACGUCAAUGACGCCGCAGCCAAUCAAAUCAAAGAUCUAGAGGCCACUCUGGAUCAGCUAGAAAAGAUACAAGAUUCACUUAAAGRCGCAGACGAAGCGAUUGGUGCAUUUGAAGAGAAGGUUAAGAACCAACCUCCGAUAGCAACAGACGUAGAGGCAAUUGAAAAACAGAUGGAAGAACUUAAGGAGCUUCAGAAAGAAGUUGAAGACCUUAGCGAGAAGAUCACAGACUUGAAUGAUCAAAAAUACCGACUCGCCAUCACCAACCCUACGGCAGACACAAGCGCUAUUGACGCUGCCAUCGCAGACCUCAACGAACGACUCCUGGGUGCAAACCAAGGUCUCUCUGAACGACAGACCGGCCUCGAACAGGCCUUGCUGCAGUUUGGAAAGUUCCAUGAUGCAAUGGAAUCGUUGUUGCAAUGGAUUGAAGAAACGAGAGAUCUCUUGGAGAGCCAAGGAAGUGUGUCAGCCGCUGAACCUAAAGUAGUGAAGGCGCAAAUGAAUGAACAAAAGCUUUACGUUAAGAUGAUAGCAGAUCGCAAAUCUGCAGUGGAAUCCUUACAAGAAACAGGACGAGAGAUCCUUAAGACAGCAGAYGAGGACAAGAAGGCAGCGCUAGAAGUUGGUCUAGCUGACCUUAAUUCAAAGUGGGUCGACUUAARCGAACUUGUAGAAGCCAGGCAGAAACAGCUGGAUGAGGCUCUGGAGGCAUCGCAGAAGUUUGACGAUCUCUACAAAGAAGCCAGCAAGAAGCUCUCUGAAGCGGAUAAUCAACUCAAAGAUGAUGAGUUCGACRCUGCUAAAGCUUCUCCAGAGGAGGUUAAAGAACAGCUUGAAAAAUUAGAGGAGAUAUGCAAAGUCAUCGAUUCCCUAGAACCCCUAAUCAAAGACACUCUCAAAGCCGGAGACGAUCUUCUUCCACACUGUGAUGACGAYGAUAAAGAUCUCGUCAAGAUGAAAAUGGAUAACCUAAAGAACAAAUACAAAGAUCUUCUGCGCAGCUCUGACGAAAAGCGCGCCAAAGUAAAGGAAGCCAAACAGCUUUCUGAKAAGUUUUUCGGCGAGAAGGAUGACCUAAUGACCUGGUUUGACGAGAUGGAAAAGAAGUUGUCUGAUGCCAAAGCAGAAGGACAAGAAGCAGAGGACGAGCAGGCGAAACUUAAGGAAUUACAGCAGGCUAUUGCAGACAAAGAAGCCACAAUCAAAGCUAACAAGCAAACCGGUGACAGUCUGAAGAAACUUGUAUCAGAAGACGAAGCACCAAAAGUGGAAACAGUUUCCGAUGAAGUCAACGAAAAAUGGAGAUCUCUGUGCUCCGACGUGGAGGAUCUGGCCAAAUCUAUGUUCUCUACCAAAGAACGAGUCGACGCAUUCCAAGCUGGUCUAGAGGACAUUGAAAAAUGGUUGAAGGAGACUGAAGAAACGAUAACAGCACUUGAUCCUGUCGCUGUUGAACCUGAGAAAGUGAAAGAACAACUAGCCAAGCAAACGCCUCUUAACACAGACGUCGCUUCCCACCAGAAUCCCGUGAAGUCAGUAUGUGAAACUGGUGAGCAGCUUCUGAUCGCGCUCAAAGACGACGAACAGGCCGCUCUUAAAGAAAAACUCGACGACAUUAAACAGCGAUACAAAACUGUCAGCAGCGAUACGUCAACAAGACAGGCGCAUCUUGUAGAAGCUCUCCUUCUGUCUCAACAAUUCCGGGACAUUUAUAAGGAGUGUGUCACGUGGCUGGAUCGAUGUGAGGAGAGUUUGAAGGUGUUGGACGAAGAGGGACAUUCCUCGGAGCUGCAGCAAGAAAGAAUUAAGACCAUCCAAGAAGGCAUCUCUGCCUUAAGAAGCCUGAUCAACCACAUCGAAGAUACAGGCAGUGACCUGACACAGCUUAGUGGACCAGGCGAAGGAUCUUCCUUCAUUGAACACAAGGUCACAGAGUGUCGUGAGAGAUAUGACAGACUCUACCAGCUGACAGAAGAGAGGGGUAUCAAGAUAGGUAUCACCAUGCAGCAGGAAGAACAGAUUGAACAAAAACUAGAGGAACUGAUGUCUUCCUUGGAGAAGAGGAAAGAGGACUUCAGUARUAUCGAACCUGUUGGGGUUCAACCUGAAACUAUCAAGGAACAGAUGGAAAUGAUGAAGGCGUUACAGACGGAGUUCCAGCCAGAAAAAGCCUCCGUUGAUGAAACAAAAACAGCUGUUGAAGCUAUCGUGGCCCUGAGUCCCGACUCUAAGACAUCCCAACUCGUCAAAGACAAACUAAACAAAGUAACAACAUUGGCUGGUGAGAUACAAGAUCUGUACGAUGAACGAGAUAAGGCAUUGGAGAACUCACUUGUAGCCAGCGAGAAGUUCUGGCCAGGUCUUGAGGAACUGAAACACAUCUUGAAGGACAUUCAAGAGAGUUUGGACAAUGAAGACCUUCCUGCUGCAGAACUGGAGGCGCUGGCAGAGCAGAAGACUGAGCACGAGGAACUCCGCAAAGAACUCGACGCGCACAGUGGACUAGUAACAGCCCUUUGUGAAGCGAGCCCUGUUCUCGUUCAUUCCUGCAGUCCUAGCGACCGCGUUCUCGUUCAGAGUGAACUCAACCAAGUCACAGAGCAAUGGGAGUCGAUUUCCUUGUCCUGGAAGAAGAGGACGAUAGAUCUGGAUGAAGUCCAAGUGACAGCCGAGCAAUUCCAUGCAUCCUACGAUGCCAUGAUUGARUGGCUYGAUAAGAUGGAACAGAGGUUGAGCAACCAACCACCAGUUGGCACCGAGUUGGAUGUAGUGAAAGAACAGCUCAAGGUCCACAAGGCGUUCCACAAAGAACUGAUUCCACACCAGAAAGAAGUAACCGAGGUUAACCAACAGGGUAACGUGCUGACAGAAAGAUGUCGACACGAAGAUUCUGACCUAGUUGCAGCGCAGCUCGAGGAAGUCAACAUGCGCUGGGACGAUCUGUGUAAUCAAACCAACGAAAGGCAACAGAAGCUUGAGGAAGCACUACUACAGCUGGGACAAUUUCAACUGGCCUUGGAGGAACUCUUGGUGUGGCUGAAACAAACUGAUAAGAAUCUUGACGAACAGCUUGGUAAACCUAUACAGGGAGAUGUCAAGUACAUCGAGAUUGAGCUUGCUAAACAUAAGAUCUUACAAAACGACAUCCUCUCACAUGAGCCGUCCAUAAMAUCAUUAUCUCGGGCAGCGCAAAACCUACUCGAGUCUGGAGACGCCCAGAUCGAACCAACAGAACUGGAAGGCAAAGUAAACAAUCUGAAAGCCACAUGGGAAGAUGUGCUUGCUAAGUCUGCCAAACGACAGGCAGAACUAGAAGCCGCCCUGGAAGCAUCGCAUAGUUUCUUGAGUCAAAUCAAGGAAUUGCGUGGAUGGUUGAAUGAAGCAAGUGAAUUUUUGAAGUCGAGGAAAUCCAUCGGUGGCAGACCGGAAAGCGCUGCCAAGCAGCUCAAUAAACACAAGGAUUUCAUGGCUGUUGUCGAGAGUCGCCAAGCAAUCUACGACAAAAUCGUCGAGACCGUCGAGCAGCUCGUGGAGAACGCAGACCCAACAACAGCUGCCAACUUACAACGACAGCUAGAAGAGCUGAAGGAAUCCUGGAAUCAUGUCCAAACACAGGCCAACGAAGAGAACGAAAAGCUAAAAGAUGCUCUUGAGAACGCUAAAGAUUUGGACGAGAAGACGAGCGCCAUUGACCUGUGGUUGACGCAAGUCGAAGAAACCAUCUCGCUGUUUGAAGACCCGAGUACCAUCUUGGAGACCUUACAGAAGCAACGCGUCAGUUACAAGGAACUUAAAGAGGACAUCGACGCUCAUCGCGAACCAUUCAGGAGCAUGAAACUGCUGUCCCAUAAGAUCACAGACGUCUGUAUCCAAGAAGACGCAAUCUACAUCGAAGCGGAAGUGACAUCAUUAGAAAAGCGCUGGAAGGAGGUCCUAACCACCUCUAGCAGCCGUAAGAAGUCUCUUGAGGAGAACUAUAGACUCUCUCACAAGUUCUUCAAUGGCGCAGCGGAUCUGUUGAAGAUGCUAGACGAAGCUGAGAACACUUUGAAAUUGGAGGAACCAAUAGGAGUAGACCCUGCCCAUCUCAGGCAACAGUUGAAGAGCCAUAAGGAGUUCCAGAGCAUGCUCGGUGCWAACCAGACUGCCCUCGACUCGACCAUCAAGGUGGGGAAACUGCUGAUGGACAAGAGUAAUGAUGACGACGCGCUUACCAUCGAAGCAAAGAUCGCUGACCUGAAGGCACGCUGGGACGCAGUUUGUGGACUCUCAGUGGAGAGACAACAAAAGCUGGAAGAAGCAUUGCUGUUCACUGGAAUGUUCCAGGAUGCUUUGCAGUCUCUCCUGGACUGGCUUACCGCGGUAGAACCAAGUCUAUCUACCGAGACUGCCGUGAUGGGUGACCCAGAGACUGUAAGAAUAUUGAUUGACAAUCACAAGACCUUCCAACGCGAGCUCGGUCGCCGCGAGGCAAACUACGAAUCAGUCAUGAAAGCUGGUCGAGCAAUGAUCGACGAAAAUAAGGUCGAAGAACCACAGCAGCUCGAAGAGAAGCUCAACGACCUGCGCAUGCGCUGGGAUGCGGUCGUCGCCAUGUCCAGCACAAAGGAAGAUCGUUUGGAUAAUGCGCUUGUACUAGCCAAAGAAUUUGAUUCGUCCGUCAAGACAGAGCUACGCAUCUUGAAGCAGUUUGAAGACAAUCUGCGUGAAUUGGGACCCAUUUCCGAAGACUUGGAGGAGAUACAAGAMCAACUAGAAAAACACAAGACGUUCCACGACGAACUCAAAGCCGAAGAAAUCAACGUCCAAUCGGCCAUCAGGAAAGGACAGGUUAUCCUUCGCUUCUGCCAUCCAAGCGCAACCCAGAUCAUCCAACAAUGGCUUGCACGCCUCAAUAAGAGAUGGGACGAGGUGUGGAAAUGGUCGACACAGCGAMUGAACCGCCUUGAAGAAGAACUAAAGAAACUGGGAGAAGAGAAAUCGUUGAUGGAUGAACUGUUGAAGUGGAUCGAAGAGAAAUCAGACGAGCUGAAUGAGAAGGAGAAAGAACCGAUACCUGAUGAAGAUUACGAUGAAAUCCAGCUCUUACUCGACGAACACAAGGUGUUCCAAGAAGAAAUGGCCAAGAAACAGCCAAAUUACGACCGACUGACUAAAGCAGUCAAACGCCGUCAAUCCACCACUCCAACUAAAACACCAGAGGUAAAACAAACUCCGCCACGCCGUGGAGUUAGGAUCCCGAGACCAGCCGGGGUGACUCCGGUAUCCCGUGAGAGAUCCCGAGACAAGCUGAGCAGUCCUGCGAGUUCGUUUACGCGGGAGAAGGAACGUACGCCUUCGUUCACACGAUCUGGUUCGAAUAAUCAUCAUCCAGCAGUGUCGCAUCUGUCUAAGAAAUGGCAGCAUUUGUGGCUGUUGUCGAUGGAGAGACUACGAAGGCUACAGGAAAAACUCGAACGCAUUGCUAUCAAACGCGCCUCUGAAAAAUUCGACUUUGUUGAAUGGAAGAAAAGGUUCAAAGGGUGGCUGCAUGACAGCAAGUCACGUGUUCUCGAUAUCUUCCGUCGCAUGGACCACGAUCGUGAUGGCAAACUGACUCGCGAACAGUUCAUCUCAGGCAUAUUAAACACAAGCUUUCCAACUGAGCGUUGGGAGAUGGAAAUUGUCGCAAGUAUGUUCGUCCGUGACGGUCUCAUUGACUACAAGGAGUUCGUUAAUGCACUUAAAGAUAAACCAGCAACAAAGAAACCAGAAAAACCCAAGAGCGAAGGACACCUAAUCAUGUCGGAGAUCGACAACCUGGUCAAACAGUGUUGCUGCGCAAGACAAUUUCAAUAUGUCAAAGUGGCAGAUAACAAGUACAGGUUUGGUGAUUCUCAGAAGCUUCGUUUACUGCGCAUCCUACGAAGCACUGUCAUGGUUCGUGUUGGUGGUGGCUGGGAGACUCUAGCAACGUUCUUACUCAAGAAUGAUCCUUGUAGAGCUGAAGGCAAGACAAACAUAGAGCUCCGUGAACAGCUACURGGAUCCAGCACCAAAGAAAGUAUGGAAGCCUUCAAGGCUAAGAGACCUGGCUUAUCACGUGAAGGCUCUGACGUAGGAGCUAGACCAUCGAUUUCAAGAGAAGGAUCAUCUGGGUCAAUGCGUUCGGCAGCAGCCAAACCACCUAGUGGAACAAAACCUAAGAAACAAACAGGAUCGCAAUUGGGUGUAUCUGGUGUUCGCAGAGAAAAAUCUGGCGAACUUYGUUCACCUGGAGGUUUGGUAAAGUCUAGAAGUGGUACCAGUUUGAAGUCUACCAAACCUUCCACAGGAGUCAGGAAAGCUGGCAGCUCCACCAACUUGAAAGAUCCCAAAACAGGUCUACCAAAACGAACAGAUAGUCAGACAUCUAUUGGUAGUACCGGCUCUCAAGAAGGCUCAGAGGCAACACACUCAUUUAUCAAAUCUCCCACCAGCUCACCUGGAUCAUCCCGUAUACCUGUAAGGGGGAAAACAGGUACCCCAGAAACAAAAACAGGGCUUAGUAAAACUGGUGUUAAAGGGAGCAAAGAAAGUCUAGCGACAAGGUCAACAGCAUCUGGUGUGAGGGGAAGCAGAGAGAACCUAGCUACCAAGAAGACCCCCGCUACGGGUACCACCAAGAAGACAACAACAACAACGGCCAAGAAACCACCAUCUGGUCAAACAAAACCUAAAAAGUAAAAAUACGAAGUCCCCUUUAAAGGGAGAACAUGUCUAGUUGAAAAUAACAAGAAAGAGUAGGAUUAACAACUGUCUACAAUCCAAUGGACCACCAACAAACAAAAGUAAAGGAACUUGUACCUCAACUAGACAACACUACAGCAUAAGUACAAGCCUUAUCAACAACUGGUCCAUCCAGACUCAUGAAUGUUAACAAGUUUAGUUUAGUUUUAGUUUAGUAGUUUUUUCCAUUGGAAUUUAGUAUUCGUACGUGUAAAAGUUAGAUGUCUAUACAAACGUAAUUCAUCAGUUAUUUUCAUUUUUCCUAACGUAGAUACAUACGAUCAAAUUUAGACAAGGCCCAUACAAACACCAAUUAGAAACAGUGUUUUCUGAACAAGUUAUCUUUGAAGCUAGUGUYAUAGUUAUAUCAUAAAUUUUCUGAGAGAGUAAGCUUAGUUUAAAUAAUCCACGGAUGUAAAAUGGGUUGUUAAUUGUGUUUUGGUGGAAUGGGGAACCAUCACUACACAUACUAAACAAUGCCAAGAAGWCGAUCAAAACACUAACUUCAAGAACAAUGAACACCUUAAAACGUGAAAAAAAUGCAAGAAUAAAUGAAUAAAACAAAUAAUGGAUUUAAAGUUUAGAAAUGCAGCUAAAUCUAUGAAGACAACCAAAAUAAGCACUUGAAAACGAAGCAKAUUAUAACAUUGGUCAAAAAUAUCUCAUCUUCUCUCCUAAUACAUAUUGGGGAAUGAUAUUGGGAGAGAGGUAACAUCAUCUUCACACUUCAAGAAUCAAGAAAGAACACAAAAGAACAUUUUGCUUUUUGAGUAAUUCUGGGGAAAAUUACUCAUUUAGUGAAAGUAAAUAGGAAAAUUCUCAACAUCUAA
This is a messenger RNA of Actinia tenebrosa (Australian red waratah sea anemone), 39927 nucleotides long. RefSeq lists its product as uncharacterized. Lineage: Eukaryota; Metazoa; Cnidaria; Anthozoa; Actiniaria; Actiniidae. Gene Ontology annotation, molecular function: microtubule binding; calcium ion binding. The record is from RefSeq and is a predicted model, not a curated record.